Miscanthus lutarioriparius is the source of this 663-nucleotide messenger RNA. The record is from the annotation of a GenBank genome assembly. Lineage: Eukaryota; Viridiplantae; Streptophyta; Magnoliopsida; Poales; Poaceae.
AUGGCGGAGUGCCGCAGCCUCAUCGAGUUCCUCCGCGCGUUCGAGCACCACCGCAGGGCGGCGGACAGCUCCGCCUCCGCCUCCGCGUGCUCCCGAUCCAGGCGGGCGGCCUCCUCCGCCGCGGGGGGCUCCGGCUCCUUCUGCGACAGCACCCCGAUGGCCGUGGUCGACGCGGUCAUGCUCCUCGCCGUCGUCACCGCGCUCGGCUUCCUCCUGAUCCCGUACCUCAAGCUGCUCUUCCUCGAGAUGGGCGCGCUGCUCCACCACCCCGCCGCGUCCUGCCUCCCCGCCGCCGUCUUCUUCGGGGCCGCCGUCGCCGUCUCGGCCGCGGUCGUCGCGUGGGAGCUGCUGGGCCACCACGCGCGCAAGUGCGGCAAACCCAGGUGCAGGGGCCUCAAGAAGGCCGUCGAGUUCGACAUCCAGCUCGAGACGGAGGAGUGCGUGCGCGGCCGCCCCGGCCACGCGGCGCGAUCGGCGCUGCUGGCCGCGGCGGGGGCGCGCCCCGUGGAGCUCGGCGACGAGCAGCGGGAGCUGGAGGCCGAGCUGCGCAAGAUGGCGCCGCCCAACGGCCGUACCGUGCUCAUCUUCCGCGCUCCCUGCGGCUGCCCCAAGGGCCGCAUGGAGGUCUGGGGCGCCAAGAAGGUGCGCCGGAUCAAGAAGUAA